CACAAGUUACGCUAAAUAUAACUCUCAUGGUAUUUUGAUUUAAGGAGCUGUAGUACAAGCUCUUGAACAGGAGACAUGUUUAUAGUCUUGUAAUUAGCAGAUUACAGCUGUAAUAAUUAAUAUUAAAACACUGAAUAUGGCACAGGUGGUGUAAAAUAGAUUUAUCCCAUACUGUCUGGUGUAGAACAUUAGGGAAUUAUUUUAUGGACUGUACAAGAUCCUUCCCGUUCAGCUCAUUUCUUAUAUAACUGUUUUGUUCCUAAGAAAUUAUGGCUUAUUCAAGAUGGCGCUGCAAGAGUGGCAGCUAGUUGCAGUAGCUCCAAGCGUGUUUGUGUUUUGUUAAAUCGGCAUCAGCAGACCCUUUCAGCCACGGCUCCAUUGUUUACACUCGGGAGCAGCUGUUAGCACUGCGCAACACCAAGGUACUCCCCGUGGAAAGACCGGUGAUCCCUGCGGAAUUAAGGAGAAGGAGAAGGGGAUGCAGAGCUGGAAUGAAGUGCCGGGAGAAGAAAAGACGGUAUAAACCAUGUAUACCGUCUGUCAUCAUGGGAAACGUAAGCUCUCUCCCUAAUAAGAUGGAUGAGCUAACGGAGCUAACCAGGCUGCAGAGGGAGUACCGGGAGUGUAGCCUUAUGUGCUUCACAGAGACUUGGCUGAAUGAACUCUCACCGGACUCACGCGUCACUCUGGACGGAUUUCAACUCGUGAGAAUGGACAGGAAAGCCAAGGAGAGCGGUAAGAGGAAAGGAGGGGGUAUAGCAAUGUUUGUGAAUGACAGAUGGUGUAACCCGGGGCACAUCAGGGUAAAGGAGCAGUAUUGCAGUAAAAACAUUGAACUGCUAGCGGUUAGCAUUCGGCCAUAUUACCUCCCGAGGGAAUUCUCGCACGUUAUCGCGAUAACUGUGUCCAUCCCCCCCAGCGGCCGAUGCUGCUGCAGCUUGUGAGCUCUUACACACUACAGUGUCAAAGCUUCAGACAUCGCACCCCCAGUCCCUGCUACUAAUCUCCGGUGACUUCAGUCAUGCUUCUCUGUCCUCCACUCUCCCAACCUUCACUCAGUAUGUGAAAUGCCACACCAGAGACAAGAGAACUUUGUAUUUAAUGUAUGUGAACACCAAGGACGCAUAGCUCAUCACCCCUUCCCCUGCUGGGCUGUUCUGACCACAAUCUGGUUCAUUUGUCCCCUACAUACAUACCUAUGGUGAAUAAACAACCACCCACCAAGAGGUAUGUAAGGAGCUGGUCUGAGGAGACCAGUAUGGCACUGAGGGACUGCUUUGACACCAUGGACUGGGCUGUGUUGUGUGAACCUCAUGGGGAUGACAUUGAUAGCCUGACAACCUGCAUCACGGAUUACAUUAAUUUCUGUGUUGAAAACACUGUGCCAGUCAGAAAGGUACGGUGUUUUCCCAACAAUAAACCCUGGGUGACCUCUGAACUAAAAGCCCUAUUAAACAAGAAGAGGGUUUUUAAAUCUGGCAACAAGGAGGAGAUGAGGAGAGUGCAGAGGGAGCUGAAGAGGGGGAUAAGGAGAGGCAAGGACAGCUACAGGAGGAAGCUGGAGGAGCACCUCAAGGGGAGCAACACUGGAGAGGUAUGGAGAGGCCUGAAAACCAUCUCUGGCCACACAAAGGACAGUGGGAGGGGCCCUGUAUGUGGGGGCCAAGACUGGGCAAAUGAGUUGAAUCUCUUUUUCAACAGAUUUGACUGUGCCACCCCACCCUCCCCCACUCACCAUAGUCCUGACCGGUCUGUGAUAUCACUCCACCUCCCUCCCCCCAUAAUACCUCUGACACCAACAGCUCCCUCCUCACACCACAUCACCCCCCUCCGAUCCCUGCCAGACCAAUCCACACACUCCACCCCCGACCUCACUCUACAGGACUCACACCUCGGCUACACCCCUUGCCUCUCCAUAACAGCUGAUCAGGUGUUGAAGGAGCUGAGGAGGAUCAAGACAAGGAAAGCUGCUGGCCCUGAUGGUAUCAACUCCAGACUGCUUAAAGACUGUGCAGAUCAGCUCUGUGGGAUUCUUCUGUACAUUUUUAACCUGAGCCUCAGUCUGGAGAAAGUUCCACUUCUGUAAAACAUUAUGUGUGGUUCCAGUUCCCAAGACUGCGCACCCCAGGGAGCUCAACCACUUUCGGCCAGUAGCUUUAACAUCUCACCUAAUGAAGAUCAUGGAGAGAAUUGUUCUCUCCCACCUCCGACACCUGGUGAACAGUGAGAUGGACCCCCUGCAGUUUGCAUAUCGACCGGGGAUUGGUGUGGAUGACGCGGUCAUUUACCUGCUACACCGGCCACUUUUGCACCUGGAGGGCACUGGGAGCACUGUGAGAAUCAUGUUCUUUGACUUCUCCAGUGCUUUCAACACAAUCCAGCCAUCACUGCUUAGGGGGAAGCUGGAGGGAGCUGGUGUCGACUGCCACCUGGCUGCAUGGAUCAUCGACUACCUCAUUACCAGACCAUAGUAUGUGAGGCUCCGCGACUGUGUGUCUGAUGUGGUAGUCUGCAGCACAGGGGCUCCACAGGGUACAGUGCUCUCUCUCCUUUCCUCUUUACACUUUACACAUCUGACUGCAGCUACAACACGGACAGCUGCCACCUCCAGAAGUUCUCAGAUGAUACAGCCAUUGUUGGACAUGUGUCAGAGGGGGACGAUCUGGAGUACAGAGAGGUCAUCACCAACUUUGUCGCCUGAUGCAAACUGAACCACCUGCGCAUCAACACCAGCAAGACAAAGGAGGUGGUGAUCGAUUUCAGAAGGUCGGUUCCUCAAAUUGCACCAGUGAACAUCCAGGGUUUGAACAUUGAGAUCGUGGAGGAGUACAAAUACCUGGGUGUUCACCUCAACAACAAACUGGACUGGACUAACAACACAGAUGUCCUGUACAAGAAGGGCCAAAGUCGUCUCCACCUCUUGAGAAGACUGAGGUCUUUUGGUGUGUGCAGGACACUGCUUAGGACUUUUUAUGACUCUGUGGUAGCAUCAGCGAUUUUCUACACUGUGGUCUGCUGGGGCUGUGGAAGUUCAGAGAGGGACAGGAAGAAACUUAAUAAACUGGUCAGAAGGGCUAGCUCAGUCUUGGACUGUCCUCUGGACUCCAUUGAGGUGGUGGGUGAGAGGAGGAUGUUAGCCAAGCUGACCUCUAUCAUGGAUAACCCCUCUCACCCCCUACAUGAGGCUGUGGGGGCUUUAAGCAGCUCUUUUAGUAGUAGACCGCUACACCCACGGUGUAAGAAGGAGAGGUACCGCAGGUCAUUCAUACCUACUGCUGUCAGACUGUAAUAACACCCACAACUUGUAACAUAGCACCAAUAACCUGUUUGUUGUUUAAUUUGCACUACUUCACCACUACCACCUCUGCCAUCUCUCAUCGAUGCAAUUACUAUGUGUAAUAAUAUAGGCCCUAAACU
This is a messenger RNA of Neoarius graeffei (lesser salmon catfish), 3417 nucleotides long. RefSeq lists its product as uncharacterized. The transcript has 2 exons. NCBI's taxonomy places the organism in Eukaryota, Metazoa, Chordata, Actinopteri, Siluriformes, Ariidae. The record is from RefSeq and is a predicted model, not a curated record. Bases 1199 to 2086 code for a protein of 295 amino acids.